This is a messenger RNA of Fragaria vesca subsp. vesca, 1537 nucleotides long. RefSeq lists its product as uncharacterized. Bases 95 to 1537 code for a protein of 480 amino acids. The record is from RefSeq and is a predicted model, not a curated record. Gene Ontology annotation, cellular component: nucleus. Gene Ontology annotation, molecular function: transcription corepressor activity. The transcript has 5 exons. Lineage: Eukaryota; Viridiplantae; Streptophyta; Magnoliopsida; Rosales; Rosaceae.
UUGGCUUGUCUGUAGGUGCUAGCUUUUGACGACCCAUUUUCUCGGUCAGGUCUUCUUUCACGUGGGUUUUGGCGUUAAGUUUGCUUCUUUGUUCAUGGAGAUGGGUUCAGUUGAAGAAAACCGCCAAGUAGAUUUCAAUGAAUAUGAACAUGGUGAUCCCUCAGUUUCUCUAGAAGCUUCUGCUAUAUGUGAUGUCUAUGGUGAACCCAAGGUACUUCCUCGAGUUGGAGAUGAAUAUCAGGUUGAAAUUCCCCCUCUAUUAGCAACAUCUUACUGUUUUGGGAUAAUAAGCCACCCAACUAGUGCAAAAAUAACUGCUGGUGAUUCCUUUGAAUUUCUAGUGGGGUUACCCAUUCCAGUAAUGAGGAUAUAUGAGGAAGUUGAGAGUAAAGAGCAUGAUACAGAGGUAGCUUUUGAUAUAGCCAACAAAAAUGGUUCUUUAAAAUCUAAAUGCGUCAAACAGAUACAACAUGACAACUCAAAACUCAAUGCCGAGCCAAUGGAUAUUAAGUCUGAUCAGAGGAAGAUAUCAAGUAACUCGAUGAAGUUGGGAUUGAAACAAGAAAAGAUGAGUAAAAUGCAUGAAAAGCGUAAGGGAAGACGGUACUUCCUGGCUCUUGGUUCCUCAGUUGACCACUGGAGUGACAUAGAGAAAGAUAGUUUUCUUCUUGGUUUAUAUAUAUUUGGGAAGAACCUUGUUCAGGUGAAGAAAUUUAUUGGGAGUAAACAGAUGGGCGAUAUAUUGUCAUUCUACUAUGGAAAGUUUUAUAGGUCUUGCAGCUACAUAAGAUGGGCAGAAUGUAAAAGAAAGAAGAGCAAAACAGGUAAACUAGGAGAACAAUUGUUUACUGGAUUGAGGCAAGAAGUGUUGUUAUCUCGUUUGCUUCCUCAGUUGUCAGAAGAAGACCAAACUAUUUUACUUGAGGUAUCGAAGAUAUAUCGAGAAGAAAAAAUGUUACUAGAAGAGUAUGUAUUCAUCAUAAAGGCUAAAGUCGGACUGAGUGCUUUUGUACAGGCAAUAGGAAUUGGUAAAGUGAAGCAAGAUCUAACAGUGCUUAGGAAAAGACCAGCUCGUGUAGUUCAUGGUACCCCUUUGGCGAACGGUGGUUUAGUUUCUCCAGAGUUGAAGGGUAAGAAUCAGCUAUUAGGUGUCUUUUCGCCACUGGUGGUGCUGACUGCUGACCUUUCUUACUUGUACAAUAUCUAUUCUGUAGCAGCCAUGAAUCCCAGUAAAAGCUCAAAAAAGAGCAAGAAGAGAGGAGCUGAUGAAGUUCCCCAAGCUGAACCAAGAAGAGAUAAAAAGGUGGGCUCUGGGCCUUCUGCAACCAGCUCACAUCAAGCUUCUCUGGUCCCCUUUGUCAAUUCUAUAAUGAUGUCUGUUAGAGAGCCAGCUAAGGCUAUGGACCCUAUUGAGCAUCUCCAGAGGUCCUAUGCCCAGGCUGCACAGGUCUUGUUCGACCAAUUUCAUGCCUAUGGAGAUGUCAUCGGGAAGCUGAAGAAGGACAGCAUUACAAGAACCGAGAUGAAGAAGGAAUGA